Messenger RNA from Exophiala aquamarina CBS 119918, 1197 nucleotides. RefSeq lists its product as uncharacterized. The transcript has a single exon. The record is from RefSeq and is a predicted model, not a curated record. The coding region runs from base 1 to 1197 and encodes 398 amino acids. Lineage: Eukaryota; Fungi; Ascomycota; Eurotiomycetes; Chaetothyriales; Herpotrichiellaceae. Gene Ontology annotation, cellular component: nucleus. Gene Ontology annotation, molecular function: methyltransferase activity.
AUGGAUUCCUAUCUAUUCCGAAUCACAGAUACAGAGAUGCAGGAUUCUACUGCGGCUGAAAUCCCGCCAUCUCAGCCUAUUGAUCCCUCACAAGUUUUCACACAGCCCGGCUGGAGCGUCCAACUCACAGACGGUUCUUACAUGUACAUCAAAUCGUGGAGAACAGACGGUUAUGAUAGGACUUGGAUCACAGGUUACAAGCUGGUCAUCCCAAGCGCCGAGGAUCAUUGUGUUCGCCUUCAGGCCAAAGAACUGUUGUGGGUUAUGCACCCCAAUGUUCAAGGAAACCUAAUCACAGAAGUACAACGACUAGCCUCGGAUGCGAUUCGGAACUGUCGAAUCAUCUUCACAAAUCAAAAGUACGAGGACUUGAACUGCCACAUGGAUGCUGGAAGUUCGCUCGAGCCAUUGUACUUCUGCAGAUGGAAACGCGGUCUCCCGUUGCUGGCUCAGAUGUGUCCUAAGAAUGAUGGAGUAAGCAGGCACUUGACAGGCAGCCUGGAACACAUCCGAUCACUUGACGCUGAUGAUGGGUAUCGCCUUCUCAAAGAUGGUACUUCAAUUCCUACUCGAAUCUCUAAUACAGAGGCUCGAAACAAUUGGCGAGGCACCGGCCAGACGGCUCUAGGAGGAAGUCACAAGGAGCACAUAUAUGAAGAUCUCCACGUUCAGCAAUACACUAUGGCUGAUGCUUUCUGCGGUGCUGGUGGCGCCUCACAAGGAGCACUUGACGCGACCUUACGAGUAACUUGGGCUUUUGAUAUGAACUCGGACGCUAUGGCAACAUAUAGGGGACGAUUUGUGCCGCGUUCGGGAACCGAAUGUUAUCUGGAAGAGUGUUAUUCCUUUUUGAUUCGGGUCAUGAAGCAUCCAAAGCGAUACAUGGUGGAUAUUUUGCAUCUGAGCCCUCCAUGUCAGCCUUUCUCGCCAGCAAACACUGUCCCAAAUGAAGAGAAAAACGCAAUAAACCAUGCGACGUUCACGGCAGUUGAGGACCUAGUUAGGUAUACCCGACCUCGUGUUGUCACCCUGGAAGAAUCUGAUGCUCUCGAAUGGCCAAGUCGCCGCCUUUGGUUCAACAAGCUUCUUUCGAUGUUUAUGGGGCUGGGAUACAGUAUUAAAUGGGCAGUGUGUGAGCUAAGUGACUACGGAGUUCCACAGACUCGAAAACGGCUCAUCAUGAUCGCAUCUGGGUGA